AUGAAACAAAAAAUAACCACUCGGAGAUCUGAAGACAAUUUGAGCCCCUCUAGAAAAGCAAUAAAAGUAAUGAAAGAAAUUGCGAGAACUUCUAUAAAAAUCCACAAACCACCUCCAAUAUUAGUAUGUGGUAUAAAUGAUUUUAAAAACCUAAUGGAUAAUCUGAAACUCGAAGAAGCUGAGGGAUACGAGAAACAAAAAAAAAUUUGGGAAAUGGUGGAAUUAAGAAACUAACGGGCGAUGAACACCAGUUUCGACGAACUGUAAAAGUAUUACAAGAACAAAAAGUUGAGUACCACAUAUACCAGCUUAAAACAUAGAAAAAAUUCUGGGUGGUAGUUCGUAAAAUACACCCUGAAACCGACAUUAGCAAUAUAAAAAAAUGAAUUAUCUGAAUUAGGACAUCUUGUACAUAAUGUUACGAACGUCCAGAUUAAUAAAAAAGUUGACCCUAACAACAAGGGCAGUGAUUUUAUUAUUGUUCUAUUGUUCCAUUGGCUUCCACUAUUCUUCGUUGAUCUGGAGCUACAAACAAAUAACAAAAACAUCUAUAAUCUUGACAAUUUGUGUUAUCAUAAAAUUAAAGUAAAACCUCCAAGAAAAAAAAAAAGAAGUGUCAUAAUGCAAAAAUUGUCAAACUUUUGGUCACACUCAAAACUAUUGUAUAAAAUACCAAAGUGUAUGAAAUGUAACGAAAGACACACUUCGUCGAACUGCACCAAGUCAAAAAAAAUCAAAAGCUAAAUGCGCAUAUUGUGAAGAAGGACACACUUAAAAUUAGAAAGGAUGCUUCGCUUUUAAAAAGCAGUAGAAAAAGCUUAUUAAAAAAAAAAUAGCUGCAGUAGAAAGAAUACAACAAAAUCCUGCGAAACCAGUCACUCAAAAUGUUUCUUUUGCAUAGGAAAAAAAUGUUUAAUCGCUUUCUGACGUGAUGGCAAAAUUAACAAAAAAAACUAGAUAUUGGACAAGCUCGAAAAUAACCAAUUAAAAAGCAAAGUACAAAAAAAAAAAAUGAAAAUGAGUUGAACACUUCGAAUUAUAACAUGGAACGCAACGGGUUUCUACAGCGAAAACAAGAACUUUAACAUCUUAUGCAAAAUGAAAUAUAGGCAUAGUUCUAAUUUCAGAAACAGAAUUGCCAAGUAACUGCACUCAUAGAGGAACUGCAGUGAUAUAAAAAAAUCAAACACCAUGAACUUGAAAAAUACCAUCAAACAACAAGUUUCCGUAUAAAUGAUGGCGGCAAUGACCUUACUACAUUUGCUAUAUAUUGUCCACCUCGAUAUAAAGUAGAUGAUAAUUAUAUUGAAUUCUUCUAGACUCCGGGUAGUAGAUUCAUUGCCGGAAGUGAUUAUAAUGCCAAACAUACAUUCUGGGGAUCGAGAUUGAUCACCAUCAAAGGACGUGAUUUGUUUAAAUCUGCAAAUAAAAUUAAAGCACAAUUCAUCUCAACUCGAAAACCAACCUACUGGUCAACUGACCCAAAUAAACUACAUGAUCUUAUUGACUUUUAUUUAAUGAAAGGAAUUACAUAA
Cinara cedri is the source of this 1535-nucleotide messenger RNA. The record is from the annotation of a GenBank genome assembly. Lineage: Eukaryota; Metazoa; Arthropoda; Insecta; Hemiptera; Aphididae.